Molecule: messenger RNA, 684 nt
Organism: Sabethes cyaneus
Lineage: Eukaryota; Metazoa; Arthropoda; Insecta; Diptera; Culicidae
Gene: TpnC73F
Product: troponin C
Exons: 5
Coding region: 111-563 (150 amino acids)
Molecular function (GO): calcium ion binding; enzyme regulator activity
Source: RefSeq, a predicted model, not a curated record
CAGCGGUUCGGUUCGGUUUUAGUUCAGUGAAGUUUGGCAUUUAGUUUUCGGUGAUUUUUGUCACGUUUUUUGCUCUUGUAAGCCGUUAGUACAAGAAAAGGAGUAUCGCAAUGGAUGAUCUUACCCCAGAGCAGAUUGCAAUUCUGCAGAAGGCCUUCAACAGCUUCGACCGCGAAAAGACUGGCAGCAUCUCGUCCGACAUGGUCGCCGAAAUCCUGCGGCUCAUGGGACAGCCCUUCAACAGCAAGAUCCUCGAGGAGAUGAUUGAGGAGGUCGACGAGGAUAAAUCCGGACAGAUUGAGUUCUCUGAGUUCGUCACCCUGGCCGCUAAGUUCAUCGUUGAGGAGGAUGAGGAAGCGCUGCAGAAGGAACUGCGAGAAGCCUUCCGCCUGUACGACAAGGAAGGCAACGGCUUCAUCCCAACCUCCUGCCUGCGUGAAAUCCUUCGAGAACUGGACGAUCAGCUGUCCGAGGAAGAUCUGGACAUGAUGAUCGAGGAAAUCGACUCCGAUGGUUCGGGAACGGUUGAUUUCGACGAGUUCAUGGAAAUGAUGACCGGCUAAGCUGAGCGGCUGCUACAUGCAGCGUCUAUAUCCGUAGACAUCCUCAAUCGUUUCUUUUUUUUAAACAAACCGCGCAAAUAUUUCGAGAUUAAGUAUUCAUUCACUCAAUUACAAACAUGAC